CACAGUCACAGCCACUCAGCGCUGCCAGGAAGCUGUUCAGAGGCGAGAUUCAGACAGGAUCCCCGCUUCCACUCUGCAGUCUACUUGUUGAUUCACUCCAGAAGUGCUGCGAGAGGCAGACAGAGUCUUCUUGGCGCUGUUAUUUUUUUACUUUUAUUAUCGUUGUUAUUUAUUUAUUUUUUUUGUAUUGGCAUUGUGUUUUCCAUCAUGUCUGAGCGCGGCUGAUGAUGCAUCUCUCGACUCCAGGCAGAGCGAAGGAGAGUGUGGCAGGCUUAACAAGUUGUAGCGCUCCUACAAACGAAACGAUGCUGAUUUCGCUUCAUGAGGUGAAUCGUCACAUAAAGAAGACGCCACAAGAAACGAAGCGGGGUCCUGAUGCGGUCAUCUCCAGGAUCAUGUCUCCUUAAUCUCCCAGACUGCGUCUUCCAGGCUCUCCAAGUGUCCAACUGAGCUGAGCGAAGAUGAUCAAAACCGGCUCCCGGUUGACCACCACGCUGCCUCCGGACACCAUAGACAUCAUCCGGACCAAGACACACUCCCGCCGGGUGAGACUCAAUGUCGGGGGACUUCUCCACGAAGUCCUCUGGAGGACCCUGGAUAGGCUGCCCCGCACACGGCUUGGCAAGCUGCGGGACUGCAACACGCACGAGUCCCUCAUGGAGAUAUGUGACGACUACAGCCUGGACAACAGCGAGUAUUUUUUCGACCGGCACCCUGGCGCCUUCACCUCCAUCCUGAACUUCUACCGCACCGGGAAGCUGCACAUGAUGGAGGAGAUGUGCGCCCUCUCCUUCAGCCAGGAGCUGGACUUUUGGGGCAUCGACGAGAUCUACCUGGAGUCCUGCUGCCAGGCCCGGUAUCACCAGAAGAAGGAGCAGAUGAACGAGGAGCUGAAGAGGGAGGCCGAGAACAUGAGGGAGCGGGACGGAGAGGAGUUCACCACCACAUGCUGCUCCGAGAAGAGGAAGAAGCUCUGGGACCUGUUGGAGAAGCCCAGCUCAUCGUUUGCUGCUAAGAUCCUUGCAAUCAUCUCCAUCCUCUUCAUUGUGCUGUCCACCAUUGCCUUGUCUCUGAACACCCUCCCAGAGCUGCAGGACACCGACGAGUUUGGCCAGCCCACGGACAACCCACAGCUAGCUCAUGUGGAAGCUGUUUGUAUUGCCUGGUUCACCAUGGAGUACCUGCUCCGCUUCCUCUCCUCUCCAAACAAAUGGAAGUUCUUCAAAGGUCCCCUCAACAUCAUCGACCUGCUGGCCAUCCUGCCCUAUUACGUCACCAUCUUCCUGACAGAGUCCAACAAGAGCGUGCUGCAGUUCCAAAACGUUCGCCGUGUGGUUCAGAUAUUCCGGAUCAUGCGGAUCUUGCGAAUCCUGAAGCUGGCCCGUCACUCCACAGGCCUUCAGUCUUUGGGCUUCACUCUCAGGAGGAGCUACAAUGAGCUCGGCCUGCUUAUCCUCUUUCUUGCCAUGGGCAUCAUGAUCUUCUCAAGUCUGGUGUUCUUUGCUGAGAAGGAUGAAGAGGACACCAAGUUUAAAAGCAUCCCUGCCUCCUUCUGGUGGGCUACCAUCACUAUGACCACAGUAGGUUAUGGAGACAUUUACCCAAAAACCCUGCUGGGAAAGAUAGUUGGAGGUUUGUGUUGCAUUGCAGGGGUCUUGGUGAUAGCCUUACCCAUUCCUAUUAUUGUAAAUAACUUCUCUGAGUUUUACAAAGAGCAGAAGAGGCAGGAGAAAGCCAUCAAAAGGAGAGAGGCUCUGGAGAGGGCUAAGAGAAAUGGUAGCAUUGUCUCGAUGAACAUUAAGGAUGCCUUUGGCCGUAGCGUGGAACUCAUGGAUGUCAUGGUGGAAAAAACUGAUGAGAGGAAGGAGAAGCUCCAUGACAAUCACGUGUCACCACACAGAGGAACACCCAGGAUCAAGUCACCGCUGAACCCCAGUAGUCCCAGUAAGACUAUUGAGUCCAGCUUCCAAGAAAAGGCAAAACCAGCCAGCAGUCCUCAGCAUCUCAGCGCACAGAAACUUGAGGAAGCAUACAACAACAUGACAAAAGCACAGUCACAACCAAACGUCAACAGCAAGGAAAAAGCGUCACAUUCGAAGUCAGCCAGGCAGAAAGCUGAAUUUGAGAUGGGAAGCAUCCUCCCUGAGGCCGUGUCAGGCACAGCGGAGGGCGUGACAGACAUGAAGAGUAUUUCCAGCAUCGAUAGCUUCAUCAGCUGCGUACCUGACUUUCCUGAGAGCUCCAGAUUUUCGCACAGCUCUGGGAGCAACAUGCCUGGAAGGGUCAGUACUAACCCCAGCCUGGAGCCCACCCUGGAGAAUGAGCAUGAGGGAUUGCAUGGCGCCACCAGCCCCAAGUCAGGCAAAAGCACCAAGCUCAACAACGACAACCCAAGAGCUCUGUCAUUAAACAACCCAAUAAAGGGGCGUUCACUUAAAGUUAGAGUCAGAGGCGGGGAGGACUUAGGGAAAGGAGGUCUCUCUGACAGCUCAUCGAUCCAAAGCCCAGAAACAUCUGUCUACACCACUGCCAGCAGCAGGACGCCCAGCAAGAGCCCCGAGAACUUACGGCCGAGCAUCUUCACAUUCCACGACUCGUCUGUCAGUAAGUUCAUUGACGCCGACACGGACGAGGAGGAACACCUGCACGACAGUUCGGCAGCCAACGUGACCCAAAGACUUUUGGAGAGAACCAGCCCCAGGUAUGCUCAGCUUCAACAGGGUCCCAACCACAUGGAGGGCCUCUCCAAGAAGCUGGGGAACAGCACCCUGCCGCUGGAAGGACAGGAAAACCACAUUUCACCAGAGCUGCGGCCGCUUCAGGGGGAGAAGCGUCAGUAUAACUCUUAGAGUCGAUUAAAAGGAAUGGCUUGCACAGAGAAUACAAAGAAGAUGAAAAUAUAAGGGACUGCUAAUGAAGAGCUCAGAGACUUGUCUGGGAACAAUUUGCAGGAGAACUGAAAGAAAAAAGGCUUUUCCUACAAAAUUACAACACCUGUGGAUCACUGGAAAUAGUGUUGUUAUCUUCUCUAAAACGUUCCAGAUGAAAACAUUCAAACGCCCUCAGAGUGGAAGAAAAGAAGGGAUUUUUUGCUAUUUAUACAAGCCCAGAUUAUAAUGCCAUCAUUAGACUAGCUGCAGGAGUGUAGUCUAAAAUUUUAUAACCUGUUUUCUGAGAGCCCUGGAUAAAAUGCUAAAGUCACUGCAGCUAAAGCUGUCAAAUCAUCGUGAAACAUAAAGGGCAUCAAAACAAGGCACAAUAAGAGGAGAUAUUUUAAAAUCCUCAAUUGCAGUAUGAAAGGAAGACAUACAUCUUCUCUCCCUACAGUGUAUAUUUAUAUACAUUGUAUGUUUCAAAGGCGGAGGGUUGAGAACAUGUUCUUGCUUCCUACAACUUCCUUUAAAACUGGCCUUAGUUCAUGUUGUCCUGUGUUUUACGUUUUGAUGUUGAGGAGGAAAGCCUGAGUCAGGCUAUAAGAUAGCACAUAAGUAUGUGUGUGCGUGUGUGUGCAAUAACUACCUUUCAUUUAUAUUUAUUAUGUAGCAAUAGUCGUCUUUCAUCUUAUGUCAAAUCUUCAGCAGAAUGAAGUGUUUCGGUCUGUUUCUUUCAAACAGCUCAGUGUCUCUCCUGGGUUGGCAUUUUUACUGCACAGAUUACACAUAAGCUGUGAGGUCACAUCCAUCCUCGUCAAUCAUUGGUGGCAAAAGGGAAAAUAUCAUUUUGGAAAUGUUGCACCCUUGUUUUUCUUGUUAUAAUCAGUGGCAGUUUAGGAUAUGGGAAAUAUGGCUUCCCGAAUGAUGCAUCUCAAAGGGGCGCCACAGAGCAGAAAAUAAAAAGUUAUUUGUCGGUGGUGAAAACAGAUUUUAUUUGGCUCAUUUGGGCACCGGUGGCUCCCUGUGGUGUGCAGGGUGCAAGCAUUGUAAGAAAAUAUUGUUGUACAUUAUUAUGAUGCUAAAGUUGGUGUCUGAGUCUUAGCUCAAAACUCUGGACCGCCUUGGACCAUCUCCGGUGUAAAUUAUUAGAAUAUUUACCCUUAUGUGGAUCAUUCUUCACUGAACAAAUUUCUAAACAUAUAAUUUCAGAUUUAUGAUGCACUUAUAGCUACUAUUUUGUUUUUGUAAAAAAAAAAAAAAGGAAAAAAAAACAUGAAAGCUACUUUUAAUGCUUUUUAGAAUUAGGAUCACAUUAAGCUAAAAUAAGCAUAAAAAUCAAAAGAUAAAAUCUUGUCAAACAUGUAGCAGCUUAUGUUAAAUUGAUUCCAGAUGCUCCGUUUUUACCAUAUGGUGACCUGAUUUUACCUUGAUUUUUACCAAGAUUUUGCCUUGGUGACCUGAUGCAUUUCUUCCUGAAUGGGACUCAGAGGAAUGGGUGUGUGGUUGGCUGUCAGUAGGGAGGCAGAAGGAGCAGCUCCCCAAGAACUGCCACUGAUUAUAACCUGAUUAUAACACUGAUUAUAACCUUUAUUCUAAAUGUCUGAGUGUGUCCUCAAGUUUGGGUUACAUUUGUCCAUCAAAGUCUUUUUUAAUUUAAGCUUCAAGCAGUUGUAGCGGAUGAGGUGAACUUUGCAUUGAGCGACAGGAGACAACAGAGAAAAAAAAUCUGUUUUGUAUGAGUGUAAAUAUUGUACGUGCAUCCGUGCAAAGCCAGACUCUACAACGACAUUACGCAUCACCUGUACAAAAUUUUAAAAAGUAAUUUAUAUUUUUAAGAUAUUUUCUAAAACAACUGACAUGUUGUGGUAACCUCAUAGUUAUGCAUUUGAAAGCGCUGUAUGUGCUCUAUUUCUUUGAAGGAGUUGCUUCUCUUAGACAACAUUCUGCAGCAGAAAGAUUUAUAUUUGCUACCGUCUCUCUGUACAUGCUUGUUGCAGUCUUUCUGUACAAUGUAAAGAACCAAAGAAUUGUUCUUUCUGGUGACAUAUACAGACGGUUGUGCAUCCUGAUGUUUUAUCUCAAAAUGUUGGAGCAUUCCUUUUAAAAACCACAUAAUAGGAGUCAUUUCAGGGAGCCGUAUUUGCUCAUGCAGGGCAAACACAUAAGCAGGAGGAUAUUCUGGAGUUCUAACAAAACAGCUUUGAAAGAUAAGUUUCAUUUUAUGUUUCUUGGCAGAUUAAUCACUUUCACAAGUUAAAGUGAUCUGUAUUGCCUGCACUUAGACACCAAAUGUUCUGCAUUUUGCUCUUUUAUUAAUGCACCCGAUGACACCAAACUUGGUGCUCUCACACUAACUUAAUUUAAAACAUAUAAACUUUAUGAUAUAUGUCUUGCAAGCAUGAAUUAAAGGAACUUUUUGCAGGAAACAUAUAUUAUAGUGGACCUAUUUAAUGUAGAUGGUUUUCAUUAGAGAUACAAGUGCCAGCCGCGUUCAUUGGAAAACCUGGUAAAGAUGUGUGAAAGCCUUUAACAUUCAGCUAAUAUUGCAGUAGCAUAUUAUCAUGCUAAUAAAAGCAACUUUAAUUUGAGGGCAUUUAUUCAGUACAGAAAAACAUCAUCUACUUUAAAACCCUCUUUUUCACUUUUUCUAUUUCUGUAAUAUUUGAACAUUUGGGAGAAUUUGCAGAGUAUUUUUUAAAACAUCCAUCCAAGUCCUCUAGCCUCCCUUAUGCUCUCUGGAAUGUUUUUUUUUUUUUCUAUUUGUUUAACUAUUUUGUGCUAAUCUAAUCACAUGUUUUGACUCACUAUCAUGCUGAAAGAGCCAGUUGCAACCUAUUUUCAGUUUUUCUGGCAGAGAAAAUCACCCUGGUAUCACAGAACCACUGAAACAGCAGAUCUGAAGUGAUUUAGAUUCAGAUUUUGCAGUGGUGAAAGGUUUUAAUGUGUGUGCAGGACAACAGCAGCUGCAGAAAAGAGGAAGUGAACCUGCCGCAGAGGCCAUGUGGGGGAUGGCUCCCAUAAAUGCUCUAACUUUAACACUGACUAUUGAUCUAAAAUUCUUAUAAUGUUACAUUUUUAGCAAAGAAAAACUAUAUCUAAUCAUGAUCUGAUACGAGGUUUGUUAUUUUCUUUGUGUUUGAGCUUAGUUUCUUCAUAAAUACAUCUCUGCAAAUAAUAACCAAUUAUUCCUGUUGCUUUAAAGUUCACCAAAUGAAACUUGACCUCCUCUCCCAGAUUCUUCUACACUUUUAUUGCAAUGCCGGUAGCAGUGGUGAUGUUCUUAACACAAAGAGGGCCGCCAAAUCAAAUUCUGCUUUAUGACCUGUACAACCAGCCAUGGUUCAAUUUUUCCAAAAUUGUCAGUGUGAGAUUUUGCUGCAGGGAAAAAAAUAUGAAUUUAUUCUCAGACUUUUUUCACAUCUUCACCAGGAGUGCCAACAAAUCUGUCUGGCACUGUAGUAUGAGUUAGAUAUUUCUGUGCCUUUGCUUUUAAUAAAACCCUGCAUUCUGAAUCUGCCCUAAUGGAGUCUGAAUAACGAGCAAAUAAACACAAAAAGGAGAGAGUACUCAUCCUGUGGAGCUUUUAUGCUUGUUUCUGUUUUUAAACUCUAAUGUCUCUCUCAUGCACCAAACAUUUGGAUGGAAAAAGUCCAGAAACACAAGCAGGUGCAGACUCACUCUCAGCAGACUGAACGGUUUCCAUGGUGAGGGGCUGAGAUGACUGGAUGGCUCACAUUUGAUGCACGCAUGUAGCCUAAUUUACAGAGGAUGGUUACAGACUUUCUCUUAAUCAGUUCCUUUAUUCAUCUCAGUUCAGGGAUUUUCAGUUCAGGGGAAAAAGAAGAAAACUGGAUUGUGGGUCUUUCAGUCAAACUGCCAGAUCAUCGCUUUAUGUCACUCGGUUGCUUUCGCAGAGACACGCACCCAUCUCUGCAAAUCACAAAAGAGCAGACGGAGCGUGGCCACAUGGACCUGGGUGUGAGCCGCUGUUUCAGGGAUGUUGAUGAAGACUUCAGCCACCUUGUUCCUGAAGGGAGGGAGGAAGUGAGUGUGAAAUGUGAACAGAGUGGGAACAAGGAGUGUGCGACAGACGGACUGUGCUUCAGAGUUAUCAGCUUGAUUUAAACUGACAUCCUGAAUGAUGGCUGGAGCACUCUGCUUCCCAAAGUCAUGGGUAACUUCUGCUUUGAAAAAGACAAAAAGGACUCGCCAUAGCUUUUCACCUUUUGUCUCAUGACAAACACAAACAAUGUAUUUUACUGGGAUUCUAUGCGAAUCUUAAAGCGCAUAAGUGUGAAGUGGACAGCAGGUUAUGCAUUUUUAAAGUUUUUGCCUGUGUUUAGCUUCCAUCUUUACUCCCUAAAUAAAAUACAAUGCAACAAAUAACCUACACAUUCACCUAAUCAGUAAAUUGAGUCCACCUGUGUGUAAUGUAAUCCUAGUAUAAACUACAUAUGUUAUGUGAAGGCCUCAGAGGUUUGUUAGAAAAAAAAAUGUGAACAAACAGCAUAAUGAUGACCCCAAAAAAUGAUGGUGAAAUAGUUUAAACCAAGAUUAAGUUAAAGCAAUAUCCUGAGCUUUGAACGUCACACAGACCUCUGUUAAAUCCAGAUGUAUGGAGACAUGGCCUUCCACCUGAACUGACAGAAUUACAUAAAGAGCCAAGCGGACCAUGGGAACUCGGAUCAAAGUCUUGAUGGAAUUAAACCAUAAAAAGUUCCAUUUAAAAUUUCACCUAUGUUGACGCCACAGGAAACAUCUGGAAGAAGGUGUUCUGGUCGAAUAAUCCAAAAAUCAAACAGAGCAGUAUUUGUUCCAGAGGACUAACGUUGCACAUCACAUCUGCAGAAAAACCUGUUGAAGGAAGUAAAAGAUUUAACAAUGAGAUGGAGGUUCACCUUCUAGCACAAAAAUGUCCAGCCAGAGAUAAAGUAUGAUUGUUUAUAUCAAAUUAUUCAUGUGUUAGAGUAGCCCAGUUCUGUCAAAUUGAAAUGAGAAUCUGAAAACUGAUCUUCACAGAUGUUCUCCAUCCAGUUUUCAUCAGGCUUCAGCUUGCGGCUUUAAUUGCAGUGAAAUGGUUCUUCUAAAAGCAUCUAAAGCAUUUUUUUAAUCCAUAUAUCAUUUUCCCUCCACUUCACAAGUAUGCACCAUUUUGUGUGGAAUAUGUUUGUGGCUGUAAUAUGAUAAAUUGUGUAAGAGUUUUAAGAGUUGUGAAUUCUUUAAAAUUGCAAGGUGCACUAACUUUUACCGAGCGCUGCUUGUGCUUGACAACGAUGCAAUCUUAAAAACAAAAUGAGCUCCAUCAGAGCCAGGUCCCGAGCAAGGCUCUCAUGGGUUUGUGUGCGAGUCCUAGUUCUGUUUUGUUUUGUUUUCCCAUCAUGAUGGUGCAAAGACAGGCUGCAGCAUCCUUUUGAGCAUGAGUUCGCAUCUCUAAUUCUAUAAAUAUCCCCCUGUCUACGCACAGGGUUUGGUCCUUCAGGAAGGGCUUGGUUACAGCAGCGUUGUCAUGCAUUUCAGAAGAACACAUUUUGUAACAAAAUACUCCAGAAAAGGAUGGAUAAAAAAAAACAGUGGAGCUUACUGGGAACUGCGGAGUCACUGGUGUGAGUGGACUUUUUUCUUUUUUUUUUGUCAGUCCAGCCUUUAGCGAUGCAUGGUAAUGGAAUAAAAAUGUCAAACUGACAAAUGGUUGUAUGACCUACUCUACAAGAGGUGUUGGAGACAAAAGAGAGAAGUAGAUAGAAAACGGGGAGGGUGUGCAACAUGCUGAAGGAUCAGGAUUCAUUAGCAUUCAUCACAGUCAGACAUGCAGUAAAUGACAAAUCUCUAAAAACGAGCCUCUAAUUGUCGCCAAAUCUCUUGCAAAAUAAGCCAUAGUAAAUUUAGCAGAUGCGGCUCCUUUCUGUGUUGAGUGAAUGGUAACUCUUUUCUCAUAGCUUUUUGUAUUUUCUGAACUGCACUUUGUUGAAUUGUCUGAAGGAAGUCCUCUGUUGUCUUGUAUUAAUUGAAAUAUUGAUAUAAAACACAUUUUGGUUUUAACUGCUGUCUAAUAACACACACACACACACACACACAAAUCUGGAAAUAAAAGACUUCAAAGAACCAGGUUGUCACAUUCAAAAACAGAAAUUAUUCUUGAAUCAUCCCGCUCCUUCAGGGAAACAGUCUUCUUGAAGCUCUGUGUGCUGCCCUCAUGGUGUGAUUGAGAGAAAAUGUUUGUUUUGUAAAAGUUUCAGACUUUGUACUUGUUGAGUUUGUAGAAGAAUAUGUUUUUUGCUUUCCCUGUUUUCUUCAACACAUGUAGCGCUAAAUGACACAAACAACAUGUAAAUAUCAUCAGAAAAGCUGUAGGAAAACGAUUUUCAAGCCUAUUUCUUCUUUUACCGACUGAUGCUUAAUAAAAGACGAUAAACUA
Xiphophorus hellerii (green swordtail) is the source of this 9288-nucleotide messenger RNA. RefSeq names its product potassium voltage-gated channel subfamily B member 1. Gene Ontology annotation, cellular component: voltage-gated potassium channel complex; membrane. Lineage: Eukaryota; Metazoa; Chordata; Actinopteri; Cyprinodontiformes; Poeciliidae. Bases 462 to 2849 code for a protein of 795 amino acids. The record is from RefSeq and is a predicted model, not a curated record. The transcript has 3 exons. Gene Ontology annotation, molecular function: protein binding; delayed rectifier potassium channel activity. Gene Ontology annotation, biological process: action potential; potassium ion transmembrane transport; protein homooligomerization.